Molecule: messenger RNA, 2246 nt
Organism: Magallana angulata
Lineage: Eukaryota; Metazoa; Mollusca; Bivalvia; Ostreida; Ostreidae
Product: sideroflexin-2-like
Exons: 11
Coding region: 138-1118 (326 amino acids)
Biological process (GO): monoatomic ion transport; serine import into mitochondrion
Cellular component (GO): mitochondrial inner membrane
Molecular function (GO): monoatomic ion transmembrane transporter activity
Source: RefSeq, a predicted model, not a curated record
CAAAUGUCAGAGAGACAGACGAUUCGUAGUUUCACAUUUGAAGAGUUCCAAAACAAUGUAUACAUGUGCCUGAUGAGGAGAUGUAGUGUUUUUGGCUCUUCACAUGUGCACUGAUCCUCACCACUAGACCAACAGAGAUGGAAACUCAAAGAGUAGACCUUGAUCAACCAAUUUGGAACCUGAGCACUUUUACUGGGAGACUUCAGUAUUAUGCAUGGAUUACCAAUCCAUUGCUCAGCAUCCAAUCAGAGUCCACUCUCUUCUCUGCCAAGGACCUUGUCCAGAAAUACAGAGCAGGGACGGAACCCCCAGGAACGACAGUGACCCAGAUACGACGUGCCCAGCAGCUGUACCUGUCUGCUUUCCAUCCUGACACAGGAGAGCUCCAGAAUGUCAUUGGGAGGAUGUCCUUCCAAGUCCCUGGGGGCAUGGUCCUCAUUGGAGCCAUGACCACUUUCUACAGGAGUAACAUAGCAGUGAUUUUCUGGCAGUGGGCUAACCAGUCGUUCAAUGCACUGGUAAACUACACCAAUAGAAAUGCGGCAGCUGACAUUUCUAAAAAACAGCUAGGAUUUGCCUACAUCUCUGCCACUUCAUGUGCUCUUGUAACAGCCCUGGGAUUGAAAGCAGUUUUAAGUCAGAGAGCAUCUCCAAUCCUUCAGCGCUUUGUGCCAUUUGCUGCAGUUUGUGCAUCUAAUAUGGUGAAUAUUCCCCUGAUGAGACAGAGUGAAAUUCAAAAUGGAGUAGUAGUCACAGACGAAGAUAACAAUCCUGUAACAAAGUCAAAGUAUGCAGCUUUUAAAGGAAUUGGCCAAGUCGUUUUUUCAAGAAUUGUCAUUUGUUCUCCAAGUAUGGUGUUACUACCUUUUUUGAUGGAAAAGUUAGAGAAAACGGCUUUCAUGGUGCGAUACGGUCGUUAUGUUAAUGCACCUUUCCAAAUUCUGCUCUCUGGGCUAAGUUUGGUGGUAAUGGUUCCUGUGGGUUGUGCUCUCUUCAAUCAAAGAUGCUCCAUCACAGUAGACAAGCUGAAAAUAAUAGACUCUGAGGCCUACGAAGAAGUCAAAUCCAAAUAUGGUGAUAAUAUACCAAAGAAGCUGUACUUUAACAAAGGGUUAUAAUCAGGGUAUUGGAUUAUUCCAAUAAUUACUCAAAUCAUGUACGUGUAUAUUGUAUGUUUAUUGUGAUAAGGCUUAGUUUCUUAGACAUUUUAACAGCUAGGUCAAAUACUGCUGAAAUAAUGAUUUUUUUUGGAGGGGGACUGUUUCAGGAAAAGAUAAAACAUUGUAUUUUUAUGAAUUUUGACAUGCCCAAGUCUAUUUUUAAUUACUCUACCAUAGAUUUUUUAAAGGAUAAUUUUACAGUAACUUCACAAAGCGAGAAAUUAUACCCUUUGUUUAAAAGAAAAUUAAAGGUAAACAUUAUGUAGAUAAUAUUUUAGCUGCAUAAAUCGUAUCUUUUUACCAGAGAAACUAAACAUUUUCUUUGGCCUCAAAAGAUUUUCUCUCAAGACUAAGUGUGUUCAUGUGUAUGUCAGUUGUUUGGAUCAUGAAUGAUUUGGAUUUCCCUUGUAUUUGUGUUUUGAAUUUCUGCUGAUUAGGUGACAAAGUAAUUGAAGCUAUGAAAGGCUAAAAGUCAUGGAGUACUUGUAUAUUUGUUUUAACUAUAAAUUUAUGAUUUUUUUCUUUUUUUCAAUUUACAUGCAAAAUCAGAUCUACAAUAUAUUUUUACAAUGAGAAGUCAUGCUUUACAAAUGAAUGUGACAUUUGUAUAAAUUUUAUAUACUGGUAUACCCUUUAAGUGUACACCUGUAGCUAUGCUAAGUAACCAAUUUAUGGAAGAUGUGUUUCUGCUGUAUGCAUUUUGUUAAAAGAAAAUUUGUUCACAAUAAAUCUAUUAAUGAAAAAGUGAAAUGACUCAUUUAUUAGUACUAGCACAUUUGUAUUUGUAUUGGAUCCUGAAUAAACUGUCCUAUAAAGCACAAACAGGCAAAAUUCAUGUUGACAUCUUUAUUUGGUUGUACAUACAUGUACCACAUAACAAAAAAAUAUGAUAGUCAUUUUACAUCAUAAGCAGGGAAUCUGUGGAAAAAAUGACAAUUGAUUGUUUCAUAAAAUGACUGAUGUUUAGAAAAGAAUUGACUGUCCACUACUAAAUAUUAAAACUAUACACACAUCAAUCAGGUAGUAAUGUUCUUGAUGACAAUGUAUUUGUUUCCCAGUCUCGACAGCUAUCUGUGGAGACUGAGA